Arxiozyma heterogenica is the source of this 1119-nucleotide messenger RNA. RefSeq lists its product as uncharacterized. The transcript has a single exon. NCBI's taxonomy places the organism in Eukaryota, Fungi, Ascomycota, Saccharomycetes, Saccharomycetales, Saccharomycetaceae. The record is from RefSeq and is a predicted model, not a curated record. The coding region runs from base 1 to 1119 and encodes 372 amino acids.
AUGUUACUCCAUAGGACUGUUGUUCUAGUGACUAUAUUAGCUCCAAUAUCCACUAUAGUUAAUGCUCUCAUUAAUCUGGAAAUUAAUGAAACCGAAGACCAUCACGUCCAUAAACAUUACAAACGUGGUGGUAGAACAUGUGCCUUCCCAUAUUACGAAGGGAUGGUAGCAGUACAGGAAUCUGGUGCAAAUGCCGGUUGGGCAAUGCAUUUCGAUCAAGCUUGUGAUCCUGGAACAUGGUGUCCUUAUGCAUGUGAACCUGGCCAACUAAUGGGACAAUGGGACCCCUCCGUCACUUCUUACACGUAUCCAGGAUCACAAUAUGGUGGACUAUAUUGUCAAGAAGAUGGAACUCUAAAGACCCCAUUCAAAAAUAAACCUUAUUGUUACGAGGGUAAAGGGACCGUCUAUGUGCAAAACCAAUGCAGCAAUGACGGUUCUGUGGCCUUUUGCCAAACUGUGUUGCCAGGAAAUGAAGAAAUGUUGAUCCCAACAUUAGUGGCCGAUACAGAGACCUUGGCAGUGCCUGGGCCAGAAUAUUGGGCAUGCACUGCCGCACAUUAUUAUAUCAACCCUCCCGGUGUCACUGUUGAAAACGGUUGUAAAUGGGGAGACCUUUCUCAUCCAUGGGGUAAUUGGGCCCCAUACGUGGCAGGUGCCAAUAUGGAUGCAAGUGGCAAUACUUUUGUCAAAAUUGGUUGGAACCCCGUAUACUUGGAAACUUCGUGCCCAUUUAGAGACAAAACUCCUAGUUUCGGGGUCCGGAUAACUUGUGAUGAUCCGGAUUCCUGUGAAGGAUUGCCAUGCUCAAUUGAUCCAAGCGUAGUUGGUGUCAAUGGGGUAACAAGUGAUACAACUAGCGAGGGUGCCGGUGGCGGAGCAUUCUGUGUAGUUACAGCCAAAAAUUAUUCAAAAGCCAAAAUCGAAGUAUUUGCAAUUGGCUCAGGUGGAGGAGGAGAGGCAGGUGAAACGGCUAAAUCUACAAGUAGUGAUGCAACAGCUCAAAUGAAAAGAGAUGAAACAUAUAAGAUCGGUAAUGUGACUAGCAGUGUCAGUCAUGAGCAUCAAAGAGCAACUAUAACACAUACUGUGUUCAAAACUGUCACAGUGUCAAAAUAA